GGAGUUGGAGUUUGAAAAGAUUUUGGUAUUUUCCAUUUAUGAAAAACUGUUUGGCAAGUUGAAGAACAGACUUGCCAUGAUUCCGGGCAUAGAUAUAGAGAUGAGAUUUAGGAAAUGGAAGACUCAAAUACUUUUUGUGGGCAACCUCUCUAUCAUGUAUAGCACGAGAACAGGCUGUGUUAAACCAGUGUUUAGAAGGUUUAGGUUGAGAAUAAGAAUGAGGAAUGUGCGCCUCCAUGCUAGACACUAUCACCUCUUUAAUGCUUUCAGCACACACAGAUGGGUCUCUGACACGGAAACAGUAAUCAUUCCAGGGAAAAUCAGCAUAUUACCUCCUCAGGUCUCCCCAACCGGCAGAAGCAAAACGGCAGAAACACCUCCACUUCGGGGAUCUUGAGGCGGAAUUGGAGAAACAGAACAAGAUACAGAAGUGAGAUUGUGGUCGGAGGAGCCUAAUGGAGAAGAUAAGGUAACAGCAUAAGCAGAAGGAUUAGAGAUGGCAAGCCAGCAGCACCACGGCCAGCUGAAGUGGUACAACUUCAAGUGCGGCUACGGCUUCAUCACCGACCUGAGUACAAAAACAGAUGUUUUUGUACACUUCUCCGGCCUGAAGAGGUCUUUACAAAAACGUCUCCCUCGUGAAGGUGACAUGGUUCACUUCACCAUCCACAACGGAGACAAAGGACCAGAGGCCCGAGAUGUUUCGAGGAACGGCAAGAGCUCCAAGGCAUGUGCUUCACGCUCCACACCACCUCGCAGGAGUUGGGAUAUGGAAGCUAAGGUAACAGCUGGCAUUUGCACGGCAAAAGCCCUCGCUGGCAGCAAUGUCCGUCGCUUGCAAGUCCUUAUCCCACUCCUGCUGAAGCACAACAAUCUACCUGGCAUAAGGAUACCACAACAAGCCUUCGGAGCCUCCCACACACCAAAACCGCCAAAAAGUCACCAGCCGCUUCUCCACGACGUUCACCCUUGCCGUGAAGAGCCAGUUGAAGAGCCAGUGGAAGAGGCUCCGACCGUCGAGGAAGAGGAGGAAGACGAGAUCGUAGAUGUGGAAGGCAGCGACUCGGACCAGCCACCUCCAGACGUCGAGCCCCCUCCAAAUGAAGAAGGCUAGACAACAACCAAGAGCAAGAACAAGAAGAAGAAAAAACAAGGACGAAAGGAUGAGACAGAGAACCAACCAGCAGAACUAAACAUCUCCACUCUUGACGCCACCAACAACAACGCUACAGCUCUCCUUGACUGGGCCCUGCCUCCACGCCCCGCCCAUCCACUCAACGACGCUGCUCAACAACACCCAACAUCACCUUACGCUUGGGUCAAGCCCCAGCGACUUUACUCUCCUACUAAAGCUCACUUCUUAAUACCCACCUAUUCUUCCCCUAUCCCCACUUCCCCCUCUGCCUUUUCUAUCUAUAUUCAAUUCGAUUCGAUUAUGGCAAGAUCAAUAAAUCAAAUAACUAUCAUCACCACUCAGCAAUGACGGUCAGCCCGU
Molecule: messenger RNA, 1495 nt
Organism: Portunus trituberculatus (swimming crab)
Lineage: Eukaryota; Metazoa; Arthropoda; Malacostraca; Decapoda; Portunidae
Exons: 2
Coding region: 497-1114 (205 amino acids)
Biological process (GO): regulation of gene expression
Cellular component (GO): nucleus
Molecular function (GO): nucleic acid binding
Source: RefSeq, a predicted model, not a curated record